GCGAUGAGUUCGGCGGCGACGGCGAUCCUCCUCGCCGUCCUGUUAUUAAACGUCGUUGCAAACUCCUCAGACCAGAACGGGUGCGGGCCCACACAAAAGUGGGACACACAGAACCUCCGUCACGACAAGAUCACGGUGCUCAUGAACGGCUUCUCCGAGUCGCGCAUUCCCCUGCUCCAAUCACUGGCCGCCACGUACUCGCUCUCUCCGCUCGUAUCCUCCGUGAUGGUUCUCUGGGGAAAUCCUUCAACUCCGCCACGUGUCCUUCAUCAAUUGGCCCUGAACCUCUCGCUCUCCUCCUCGUCCGCACCAAUCUCCGUACACCGGAACCCCUCCAGCAGCCUCAACGCGCGGUUCCUCCCUCGCCCGAACGACAUCACGACGGACGCCGUUCUGAUAUGCGACGACGACGUGGAGGUGGACGGCGCGUCGUUCGAGUUCGCGUUCCGCGUCUGGCAAAGCAACCCGCACCGUUUAGUGGGAGUGUUCGCGAGGUCUCACGACGUGGACCUGAACCGGAAGGAGUGGGUGUACACGGUUCACCCGGACCGGUUCUCCAUCGUGUUAACCAAGUACAUGCUCCUUAGAAGCCGUUACUUGUUCCUUUACACGUGCGAGGGUGGGGCUCGCAUGGCGAAAAUGCGGAGCGUUGUUGAUGCGGUUAGGAAUUGUGAGGACAUACUAAUGAAUUUCGUGGUUGCUGAUUUCAGCAAUGUGGGACCCGUUUUGGUUGGGGCAAGGAAGGUUAGGGAUUAUGGUGAUGCCAGGAAUGAAGAGAUUGAAGAUUUGGGUUUGAGUGUGGGUUUGAGUAGCAGAAAAGGGGAACAUAGGAAGAGGAGAGGUUGGUGUAUAAGGGAGUUUCAUAAGCAGUUGGGGAGAAUGCCUUUGAAGUUUAGUUAUGGGAAACUUGUUGAUUCUGUUGGGGAACAAGGGUUGUGUUACAAAGGUGGCAAAUUGGUGUUUUGUGAUCAAUGA
Abrus precatorius (Indian licorice) is the source of this 975-nucleotide messenger RNA. RefSeq names its product glycosyltransferase family protein 64 C3. Lineage: Eukaryota; Viridiplantae; Streptophyta; Magnoliopsida; Fabales; Fabaceae. The record is from RefSeq and is a predicted model, not a curated record. Bases 4 to 975 code for a protein of 323 amino acids. Gene Ontology annotation, cellular component: membrane. Gene Ontology annotation, molecular function: glycosyltransferase activity. The transcript has a single exon.